UGGGCGGAGCCCGAGCAGGGCGCGCUGCCUGGAGCUGCCUGGAGCUGCCUGGGCUGAGGUGCCGGCCACGUCCCCGCGCCCGGUCUCGGGCUCCUUCCUGCGGUUUGAGGGCCGCCGGGCCGCCGCGGGCCUCCCGCGCCCGGAUGCGUCUGUUCCCGGAGCGGAGAGUCUACCUUCGUCUCACAUGUGCCACAAAGGAUGGCAUGGCCCAGGAGUGCCCCACCACGUGGCUUUCACCCCCUGCAAAGCCAGAUCUUACCCGACAACACAGUGCCAAGCCCACAGCUCUCCAAGGAGAAAGAUGGCCCAGGCUGGGAGCAUGCCCUUAGCAGCAGCCUCUGGCAACUUUGUCCCUAACAAGACGUGGCAUGGAUUAGUGAAGAGGAAUGCAUCUGUGGAAACACUUGAUAAUAAAACGUCUGUGGGUAUAACCAUGGCAGCAUCUCCUGUCACGUUGACUAAAGGGACUUCCGUAGCCCCCCUCAACUCUACGGAAGACACACCAGAGGACACAAGCAGGACAGAUGUGGGUGAACCAGUAACUUCAGGAGGUGCAGCUGAUGGUGUGGCCUCCAGCGCUCCCACGACUGCGGCCUCCAGCACUUCCAGGUCUGCGGCCUCCAGCACUUCCAGGUCUGCGGCCUCCAGCACUUCCAGGUCUGCGGCCUCCAGCGCUCCCACGACUGUGGCUUCCAGCACUUCCAGGUCUGCUGCCUCCAGCAUUCCCACGACGCUCACACCGCCUGGGCCCACGUCCCUGUUCGCAGGGCAGACCCCAUCUACUACCGCUGCCGGGCACCCAUCUCUCAGCACAGCCCUCGUACAAGUGCCAAGUAGCAGCUCGUCGCCAAGAACAGCAGCCCUGGCCACAAUGGCCACACGUGCUCAGACUGUAGCUACCAGAGCAAACACAAGCAGACCCAUGAGCACUCCCAGUCCUUCUGAGUACAUGACCAGUGACACCAUGGCAAGCCCUACACCCGCUACACAUCCCCAAGCACAAGGUCCCACUCGCCAGGUGUCAGUGGAUCAGCCCGUGGUUAACACAACAGACAGAUCCAUACCGCCCUCAAACACAUCUCCAGAGCCCAGUGCCACCCACUCUGUGGCUUUGGUGUCCCCCACAGUGGUGACCACCCCCAAGCCACAAUCCAAGGAGCCAACUGCCAGCACAGUGCCAGCACCUCACAUUAGCCCAGUGUCUGAGGUGGAGGCCACGUCCCUCACAACACAGCCAAGCCCCACGCCAUCUACCCCAGGGGCCACUGGGCCACGCACACCCCAGGCACCAGAGCAGGUAGAGACUAACGCCCCUGCGCCAACACCCAGGAGCUCAGGGGACCCCAAGAUGCCAGCCACGGACUCAUGCCAGCCCAGCACCCAAGACCAGUACCUGGUGGUCACUACCGAGACCCUCACCCAGGCUGUGGUGGACAAAACAUUCCUCCUGGUGGUGCUCUUACUCGGGGUGACCCUGUUCAUCACAGUCUUGGUUUUGUUUGCCCUGCAAGCCUAUGAGAGCUACAAGAAGAAGGACUACACCCAGGUGGACUACUUAAUCAACGGGAUGUACGCAGAUUCUGAAAUGUGAGGGCGGCGGGGCCUGGCGGGAGGCGGGCCCCUUCCUUGUCCUUUCCUUUUGCCUUUGAGACCAAACCAAGUGCUUCCAAAUUCUUUUGGUGCAGUUUAGGAGAUAUGCCAGAUGCUUAAACACAUUUCAUUGCUGUCAGAUAAUUCCAUGAUCACUAAAGAGUUGCUGCUUUUUUCAUA
This is a messenger RNA of Callithrix jacchus (white-tufted-ear marmoset), 1770 nucleotides long. NCBI's taxonomy places the organism in Eukaryota, Metazoa, Chordata, Mammalia, Primates, Cebidae. The record is from RefSeq and is a predicted model, not a curated record.